Molecule: messenger RNA, 1513 nt
Organism: Rana temporaria (common frog)
Lineage: Eukaryota; Metazoa; Chordata; Amphibia; Anura; Ranidae
Gene: GPATCH11
Product: G-patch domain containing 11
Exons: 8
Coding region: 111-899 (262 amino acids)
Cellular component (GO): kinetochore
Molecular function (GO): nucleic acid binding
Source: RefSeq, a predicted model, not a curated record
CGGUGGGAAGGAGAUCAUGGACGAACCAGUGUAACUCUGAAUAGCUCCCUUCCUGUUGCUUGUUUAGUAACGGCGAGAAGUUGUGUGUGAAAGGAACCAAACGAAUCGCGAUGAGUAAUGCAGGGGAAGAAGAGGAGGAUGAUUAUAUGUCCGAUAACUUCAUCAAUUCAUUAAAAGAUGUUCGACCAGGAAUACCUGUACCGAGAAGUGUCAAAGCAUCCUAUCAGAAGGAAGAACGGCAAAAGGAAAUUAACAUAAAGAACAGACAGAAAAGCUUUAAGGAGGUGGAAAAAGAGAGAAGAGACACAGUUCUUAAUGAGGCACUUGGCAAUGAAAACAAAGGAUUUGCUUUACUUCAGAAGAUGGGCUAUAAAAAGGGUCAAGCCCUUGGCAAACAAGGUCAUGGUAUUGUUGAACCAAUUCAGAUAAAUAUAAAAACAGGACGUAGUGGUAUUGGCCAUGAAGAAAUGACGAAAAGAAAAGCAGAGGAAAAUCUGGAAAACUACAGGCGGAAGGCUUUUAUGAAGACACAAGCAGAAGAACAAGCAGCUGAUGAUUUCAGGUCAAGAUUACGAAGCAAAAAGGAAGAGCAGAAACUAGAAGGUGACCUAAGGAAAAGCCAGAAAGCAUGUCUGCAUCUAGAUGAGCAAAAGGGUAUUAGCUGUCCUAGGGAGCCUUGGUACUGGCCUGCAACAGACCCACAGGAAGAUGAUGUGGAAACAGAUGAGGAUGAAGAUGAAGUUAAAUAUGAUGAGCUGAGUACCUUUGAUAAGCUGCACAUUCUGACAAGUUACUUAAGAGACAAACAUUUUUACUGCAUCUGGUGUGGCACUUCUUAUCACGAUGAAGACGACAUGAUCUCCAGCUGUCCAGGGAACACUUCAGAAGAUCAUGACUGAGAUUGAUUGCUACUAAGGGACAACAAUUUGAAGAUUCAUCAGUAGGAUAUAUAAAGGAAUUGCCACUCAGAAUGUCAUCUAUAUAUAUGGAAGCACCUAGUAUUUAUUGUCUAUGUCCCCAUUCAGGAGAUUUCUCCCUAAAUCCUGUCCCAGUAAUGAGGUAGUGAUGGUUAUAUUAAAAUUCAUCUAGUGGUAACAGAUACCACUAAAGAACAAUAAACAUUAGCGUAAGUUAUACAUGUUCCUGAAAAUGUUUUGUAUGGAAAUUGGGCUUGUAAUGCAUGGAGGAAAAUGUAACACUUUGUAUAAAAGGCGAGAAAUUAGCUGCUUUACAGACUCAAAGGAAAUGAUAAGGUUUCAGCAGUCAUUGCAGAACCAUGCACUAGCCUAAGCAAUGAAUUUGUACAAUUUUUAUUUCUACUUUUUCUUUUGCUUAAAGUGUAUGUAGAGCCCAAGGAUUUGUUUUUAAACACAUUGCAAACUGAUAGGUUCACUUUAAUUACAAUAUUGUACUAGUGAUUGAUAUCUUUAUAAAAUUUUGGUAGAAAGCAUGGUAAGAAUUCAAACAGCUUUGUGUAUUUAAAUUGUUAAAUAUAUACUUUUUUUAAAUGUCA